GAGUAAAAUCAGUCAUUUUCACGCGUGCGUUCGGUACGGACGUACGUUUAAAUAUUUAACGAUAAGUCAAAUUAAAAAAUAACCUUCAAAAAUAAUAUUAAAUACCAAAAACUUGCUGUUUAUAUAUUCAAUUGGAGCAGAUUUUAAAAUAUCACUCUUCACCAAUACAAGAUAUUUUUUUUUAAACUCCUGAGUAAUAAAGAACAAAGAUGUCGGCAAAGGCGAUCAGAGAAGCGACAGGAAAAGAUUUGAUAAACAGAAAACUUGGUAACGGAACAGCAGCAGCUAAAUGUCGUUUCGUUGCAAUAGACGAAACAACCAAUUGGUCAACAAUAGCCUCAGAAAAUCCUUGGCUAAAAACAGAAAAACUCGUAGUAAAGCCCGACCAACUGAUAAAACGACGCGGUAAACUUGGAUUGAUUAAAGUAAAUGCUGAUUUGCCAGCAGUCAAACAAUGGGUUGAAGAGAGAAUCAAUAAAGAACAAAAGGUUGAAAAAGCAACCGGUAAACUCAAGACAUUUAUUAUUGAACCUUUUAUACCGCAUAAACCUGAAGAAGAAGCCUACGUCUGUAUUUAUUCCCACCGUACUGCAGACACUAUUUUAUUUCACCACGAAGGCGGAGUUGAUAUUGGAGACGUUGAUGCUAAAGCACUGAAACUUGAUGUACCAGUCGGCCAAGAACUUCCAGAUCAAGAUACGCUGAUAAGUAAAUUACUCGUCAAUGUUCCAGACAGUAAAAAAAAAAUGAUUGCCGAAUUCAUCGACGCACUCUACAAUAUUUACAUUAAUUUAUACUUUACAUACAUGGAAAUAAACCCGCUUGUAGUAACUGAUGAUACAAUUUAUAUUUUGGAUCUCGCUGCUAAAUUAGACACUACUGCUGAUUUUAUCUGUCGUCCUGACUGGGGUGAAAUCGAUUACCCGCCACCAUUCGGACGUGAUGCAUAUCCAGAGGAGGCCUACAUCGCAGACUUGGAUGCUAAAUCUGGCGCGAGUUUAAAAUUGACAAUUUUGAACCCACAGGGUCGUAUUUGGACGAUGGUCGCUGGUGGCGGUGCCUCUGUUAUUUAUUCCGACACCAUUUGUGACUUAGGCGGAGCUUCAGAAUUAGCCAAUUACGGGGAAUAUUCAGGAGCGCCAAGCGAACAGCAAACAUACGAAUACGCUAAGACUCUUUUGAGUUUAAUGACUAAAGAAAAACAUCCUGACGGUAAAGUACUGAUCAUUGGCGGUGGUAUCGCUAAUUUUACAAACGUUGCUGCGACAUUCAAAGGAAUCGUCAAAGCACUGCAACAGUUCCAACCCUUACUCGUUGAACAUGAGAUAAAAAUAUUUGUACGACGUGCCGGGCCAAAUUACCAAGAAGGUCUGAGAAUAAUCCGUGAAGUAGGACGUCGUCUAGGAAUUCCAGUUUAUGUGUUCGGUCCAGAAACGCACAUGACUGCUAUCUGUGGAAUGGCCAUGGGAUCAAAACCAAUUCCAGACCCAGAAGCUCAGGAAUUUUCUACAGCUAAUUUUCUUUUGCCAUCAGGACAAGAUGUCGGUCCAACGUCACCAUUAAAUGGCGACUCUACGGAGUCAUCAUCACCCCCAGAAAAACAGCCUAAAAUAAAAACCACAGACUCGGUCGAUUCUGCUGAGUCAAAAGAACUUUUCAGCAACACAACGCGCGCUAUUAUUUGGGGAAUGCAAACUAGAGCAGUCCAGAGUAUGUUGGAUUUUGAUUUCGUCUGUAGAAGAUCAGUGCCAUCGGUAGCAGCGGUCGUGUAUCCAUUCGUUGGUGAUCACAAGCAGAAAUUCUAUUGGGGCCACAAAGAAAUUUUAAUUCCCGUUUACAAACAAAUGAAAGACGCGAUGACGAAACAUCCGGAUGCUGAUGUAAUGGUGACCUUUGCAUCGUUACGUUCAGCAUAUGAAAGUACACUUGAGACUCUUCAGUUUCCCCAAAUUCGUACGAUUGCUAUAAUCGCUGAGGGUAUUCCUGAGAAUAUGACACGUAAACUUAUUCUGAUGGCCCAUGAAAAAAAUGUUACGAUAAUCGGACCAGCAACAGUCGGCGGUGUCAAGCCCGGGUGCUUUAAAAUUGGCAACACCGGGGGUAUGAUGGACAAUAUCCUUCACAGUAAACUUUACAGAUCUGGUAGCGUUGCCUAUGUAUCAAGAUCCGGUGGAAUGUCGAACGAACUUAACAAUAUUAUAUCCAAAGCAUCGAACGGAGUCAUCGAAGGAGUCGCUAUUGGUGGCGAUCGUUAUCCAGGCACGACAUUUAUGGACCACAUAAUGCGUUAUCAAAACAAUCCUGAUGCUAAACUGAUAGUACUGUUGGGAGAAGUCGGUGGGGUUGAAGAAUACGAAGUUUGCGAGGCUUUAAAAAGUGGGAAAAUAACAAAACCAUUGGUCGCAUGGUGUAUUGGUACCUGCGCGUCGAUGUUUAAGUCAGAAGUACAGUUCGGUCAUGCUGGGUCUAUUGCUCACAGUAAUUUGGAGACAGCCUGUGCUAAAAACUCAGCAUUAAAAUCCGCUGGCGCUUAUGUUCCCAACAGUUUUGAUACUCUUGGUGACUUAAUUGGUUCUGUAUAUCAUGACCUGGUUAAAAAAGGUACGAUUGUACCUGCUCCAGAAUUACCACCACCUACGGUACCUAUGGAUUACUCAUGGGCACGUGAAUUAGGAUUAAUUAGAAAACCUGCGUCAUUUAUGACAUCAAUAUGCGACGAACGUGGACACGAACUUCUGUAUGCUGGUGUACCGGUUACUGAAGUACUGAAACAAAAUGUCGGUAUUGGUGGAGUUGUUUCAUUGCUUUGGUUCCAGAAAUGUUUGCCGCCACUUUACUGUAAAUUUUUGGAGAUGUCAUUGAUGCUGACGGCUGAUCAUGGACCGGCUGUUUCCGGUGCUCACAAUACGAUCGUUUGUGCACGUGCAGGUAAAGAUCUUGUGAGUUCUUUGGUAUCUGGACUGUUGACUAUUGGAGAUAGAUUUGGUGGUGCGUUGGAUGGAGCUGCGCGAAUGUUCUCAGAAGCUUACGAUGCGGGUCUUCAUCCACAAGAGUUUGUCAACAACACACGGAAAAAGGGAAAACUUAUUAUGGGAAUUGGACACCGUGUUAAGAGUAUCAAUAAUCCUGAUAUGAGAGUUAAACUUAUCAAAGAAUAUGUUAUGGAAAGUUUUCCGGCAAAACCACUGGUCGAAUAUGCUCUCGAAGUUGAAAAAAUUACUACAAGUAAAAAACCUAAUCUUAUAUUAAAUGUUGAUGGUAUGAUCGCAUGUGCAUUCGUUGAUAUGCUGAGAAAUUCUGGGUCAUUCACGAGAGAGGAAGCACAAGAGUACAUCGAAAUUGGAGCGAUCAACAGUUUAUUCGUUCUUGGACGUAGUAUUGGAUUCAUUGGCCAUUACAUGGAUCAAAGGAGACUGAAGCAAGGAUUAUACCGACAUCCUUGGGACGAUAUCUCUUACGUCUUGCCAGAACAGUACAAUUAAAAAUUGACGAAAGUAAAAAAAAAGAAGAAAAAAUUUAGGAAACAUAAUUUUUUUUUUUUUUUUCGUAAAAAACUCACUUUCAUUUCAUCCGUCAUAAAAUAGUUAUUAAAAACAGGUGUACAAUUUCACAUUUCUUUAUUCAUUCUUACGAUUAAUUCGUACUAUUUUUUUUUAUUAAUUAAUAAUUAUAAAUAUAUAAGUUCAAUACUUUUUUUUUGUUUGUUUAAUUGCACUUGUUAUGCAGAUAGAAAGCACGAAAAAAUUUAAAGAAUAAUAUAAUUUAUAUUGUUUUAAAAAAAUAAAAA
Molecule: messenger RNA, 3787 nt
Organism: Microplitis mediator
Lineage: Eukaryota; Metazoa; Arthropoda; Insecta; Hymenoptera; Braconidae
Gene: ATPCL
Product: ATP-citrate synthase
Exons: 3
Coding region: 210-3482 (1090 amino acids)
Biological process (GO): tricarboxylic acid cycle; fatty acid biosynthetic process; citrate metabolic process
Cellular component (GO): cytosol
Molecular function (GO): ATP citrate synthase activity
Source: RefSeq, a predicted model, not a curated record